Molecule: messenger RNA, 4703 nt
Organism: Myxocyprinus asiaticus (Chinese sucker)
Lineage: Eukaryota; Metazoa; Chordata; Actinopteri; Cypriniformes; Catostomidae
Gene: gabrz
Product: gamma-aminobutyric acid type A receptor subunit zeta
Exons: 10
Coding region: 227-1567 (446 amino acids)
Biological process (GO): regulation of membrane potential; signal transduction; monoatomic ion transmembrane transport
Cellular component (GO): GABA-A receptor complex; neuron projection; membrane
Molecular function (GO): neurotransmitter receptor activity; extracellular ligand-gated monoatomic ion channel activity; GABA-A receptor activity
Source: RefSeq, a predicted model, not a curated record
UUCGACUGCUGUGAAGUAGUUGCGUAUCACUGACAGGCUGACGGAUUCCAGCGCCUAAGAAACCAGGGAAAGUCCGAUUGUUCUUUCCAUACAACUAAAUGGCUCGGAAUUACAAACUAUUCAGCAUAUGUAGAUGAGUGAUUCGUUAUUAUUCGCGUUUGGGUUCAGUUUGGAAAUGCAAACGAUUCACCGGAUUUAAAUUCAGACGCCUGACACUCCAGCAACCAUGCAUUUGUGUAGCUUUGUGGGCUCUUUACUCAUCCUUUUCAUCAGCAGGAUCAUGGAUGACUCUGUCGCCAGCACGGAGGAAAUCUUGCCUCCCACCAUUCAAAAACUGAUGAAGGGAUACAACAAGUACCUGAGGCCAUUCUUCGACAAUGGCCCUGUUACUGUAGGCAUGAGUUUGGAUAUUGCCAGCAUAGACACCAUAUCAGAAAUCAAUAUGGAUUACACAGCCACCAUCUUUCUUCGUCAGCGCUGGACGGAUGAACGGUUGUGUUUUGAUGGCAAUAAGAGCUUAAGUCUGGAUGGGAGACUGGUGGAACUCCUCUGGGUCCCUGACACAUUCAUUGUGGAUUCCAAGAAAUCCUUCCUGCAUGACAUUACUGUCGAAAACAGACUGAUCCGGAUAUUCCCCAAUGGAACUGUGCUGUAUGCCCUGAGAAUUACCACCACAGUGGCCUGCAGUAUGGACCUGACCAAAUACCCCAUGGACAGGCAGACAUGCACCCUUCAACUUGAAAGCUGGGGAUAUAACGUAAAAGAUGUUGUGUUCCACUGGACUCGGGGGAACCAGUCAGUUAGUGGUCUUGAUAAUUUACAACUGGCUCAGUACACCCUUGAGGAUCACUACACUUCAGAAUCUGAGGCUGUUUAUGAGACUGGCAACUACCCUAAGUUGAUCUUCCACUUUAAACUCAAGCGGAGUAUCUUAUAUUUUAUUCUGGAGACGUACGUUCCUUCCAGUGCUCUGGUGGUCCUGUCCUGGGUCUCGUUCUGGAUCAGUCAGUCUUCAGUCCCAGCUCGCAUCUGCAUAGGAGUGACCACAGUGUUGACUAUGACCACCCUGAUGAUGGGAGCCCGCACUUCUCUACCAAAUGCCAACUGCUUCAUCAAAGCCAUUGAUGUGUAUCUGGGUAUCUGCUUCAGCUUCAUUUUUGGCGCGCUAAUUGAAUACGCAGUUGCCCAUUUCUGCACUUUACACCAACCAAAUGCUGCCAAUGCAUACAUGUAUGGCCAGGAAAUGCAGGAGCGUGAGGACGAAAUGAAUGGCAUCGUCAACUCCAUCGGCACCCAUGCUCUUCGGGCCCGUAAACGGGAGGAGAUGCUGUCCCGCAUGGGCAGCACCAACAGCCCCACUCCUGGUGACAGUAAUGAGGAGAUCAGCUCGUCACAGGCAAAGAAACGCUGUGGCAAGUCCAUAGCGGUGGCACGGCGAGUCGUGCACUGUCUGUACUGCUGUAAAGUGGAGAACCCACACUACAUCGACAACUACUCACGACUUACCUUUCCUCUCUCCUUCAUCUUCAUUAAUCUCCUCUACUGGACCUACUACCUGUACUUCUAGAGCUCCUGCUCUGUGUGUCAGGACAGGCGCUAUGGGGUGGUGGCAGAUUUUCAAUCUGCUUCCCAAGUGUAAGUCAAGAAAUUAAUUUGAAUGCAAUUUCUUACUCUGCUUUGCAUGAUUCCCUUGCGUGUCCAGUUGUGAAAAUUAAUUUUCGCUAAUCAACAUUAGUUUAUUUCUUCUUAUUUUCUGAUUGGUGAUAAACGCGAAUAAGUUAUAAGUCAAGAGCUGUGGUUACAGAUGUCAUUGACUUGUUAGUCUGGAGGUUACAUGUUUGUUUAGAAUGCAAAGGAGCCUGGAUUCAAAUCCAGAGCAACACUAUAAGAAAAUUUUGAUUUUUUUUUUUUUUACUUGUGGUAACAUCUAAAUUAACUGGUUUUGUUCAAGUCAAAAAUAUAUUAUUUAAUAUGACUGAAUCAAGCUGACUUAAUUGGGUCACACUAACAAAGUAAUUUUUGAGGGUUAGAUCAAGUAGAAAUAACUCCUUAAGGUGCCUGUGUGUGUGUGUGCGUGUGUGUGUGUGUGUGGGCAGGUUUAAGUGGUUAACGAGGACUUUUUUUUAGGUUACAAACUGGUAAUUACAAGGAUAUUAUGCUAUAAAUGUGGUUUAUGAGGACAUUUCUAGUGUCCCCAUAAUUCAAAUAGCUUAAAAAACAUACAUAAAUGAUGUUUUAUUGAAAAUGUAAAAAUGCAGAAAGUUUUUUGUGAGGGUUAGGUUUAGCGUUAGGGUUAGUGGAUAGAAUCUAUAGUUUGUACAGUAUAAAAAUCAUUAUGUCUAUAGAGAGUCCUCAUAAUGAUAGCUGCACCAACGUGUGUGUGUGUGUCUGUGUGUGUGUGUGUGUGUGUGUGUGUGUGUGAGAGAGAGAGAGAGAGAGAGAGAGGUUUAUUGCGACAUACAGCAUGUGUGUCCGUUUUUUUCUCGCAUGUUACCUGAGGGUAUAUACUCUUACAUGUCAGCAUGCUUUCCAGUUUAGGUGUUUGAUUUUUCAUGGAGCUUUAGAUUAAUUUAAAAUUCUAACUAAAUUUGUCUAGCUCUAAAUUGAUCAUUUAUAUGAUUUGCUUUGUAAUAUGAUAUAUUUUGUAAUUUAAUGAUGUCCAUAUUCCAAUUCAAAUUGGACAUAUAAAUCUCCAUUUACACAUGUAACCAAGCACAAGCAAUUCAUAAAACAGUAGAGUUAAAAGAAAAUAGCUGUUUGUAAAUUAAACAUUGUAAUGGUUUCAGCAUAUUUGAAAGCUCCUUUGUACAGUAAUAAUAAGUAGCUGGACCAAAGAUUACACGUGUAUCUAAUGUUCAUAACAAGAACCUGAAUUUAUACUGUAUGAGCACCAGGUAAACUGAUUGCAUUGUUUUUGGGGAACAUACAGUGCAGUACAAAAGCCUGAGACCACUAAUGAAAAUGCUUCUAUUUUGCAUUCUUUUGUAAUUUUAUACAAACAUUUAAUUACAAAUUAUAUUAUCAGCAUAAAAAUUUGAAUUAAAAAUUUAAAUGAAAAGUUUACAAGGAUUUCAGAAUCUCUUAGAAUUUAAUAUAUCCCCCUUUUGCUUCAAUGACAGCAUGCACUCGAGACCCCACUGUAUGUUUGCAAAUUCUGCAGUCAUAUGUCAGCUGCCAAACAGGAAUCGAGCACUUACUUAUCGUUUUGGGGUGUAUAUGAAUAUUCUUCUAGGGAUUGUGAAUGAUUCUGUAUUAUCUGCAUGAUCAUUUAUUUAUUCUGCUGUAUAUUGUUGUAUUUAUUUUUGUGUUUAUAAAAAGUUUAUGUCUGACCUUGUUAAAGUAGAAGCCAUUAAGAACUGCACUACACUAUUUUUGAUAGCAGACUAUUUUUAGCAAUGUCUAUUCAUUAAGAAAAAAUUAAACAUUGAUGUGUACCUUUGCUAAUGUCACAUUCAACACUGACAUUUUAAAAUACCUCUUGACUGAUUUUUAUGCAUUGUUGAUGUCUGAAUUGCUGUUGUUUGUAUAUAGCCUGCUAUGGUAUAUUAAUUUCCCACUGUCAACACAGUGUAUAUUCCGUUGUUAAUAUUUCAUAGAGAAUUGCCUUUUUUUUUUUUUUUCUUUUUUUUUUACCUCUUCAGGAACAUGUUAUUCACCUGACUUCUGUGUGUAAUUGUUUCCUUUAACUGUGAAUUUCACACUUAUUACAUGUGCUCAGACUAAGCUUUACAAAUAUUAUUUUGUCCUCAUAUUGCCCUGAUGUUAUGAAUAACAAAGGCAAUAUUAAUUUGCAUGAAGCUUUUUGUUUUGGUAUAUAUUGGCUGAAUAUUGCAAAUGAAGUUUUUUUUUAAAACUUUUUUUUUUAUGAUUAUUAUUAUUAUUACUCUUACUUUAAUCAUGCAUGUAAGUUGCAUAUAUAUUGUCAAAGAGACAGCAAGCCAUGUAGCUCUGUUUUCCGGAAAUGUUUAAGAAAAUCCAUGUUUUAUUUAUUUAUUUUAACUGACCACCUGAAUCUAAAAGCUAGAAUUGUAUCAAUUGGACCUGUUUCACCUUAUUGUGUAAGGGCCUUUGUUGUCCUCUUGUUCACUUAACAGAAAGCACUAUUGUCUGAAAAGGUUUUUGCAAUAAUUUUACAUGUGUCUGUCAUGUUUUCUGUACUGUACAAAAGCAGACAUAGUAAUAGUGAAUUAGUGAAUGUUAGCAAAACCAUGCCCAACACUGCAACAAAAUCCUUGGCAGUGGCUUCUUAGAGUUUACUGCCCCUUACUGGUGAGUACAGUUCUCUGUACAUUUUUAUCAUUUGCUUAAUCCAGAGCUAAGUUGGUGUAGAAUGCAACCCUCGGCAAUACAUCUGUCACUGCAGUGUUUCCUUUAGGUUAGUAUGCUGUCAGUGUCAAUCCUGAUGUCAAUAAAUAAAUCAGAUUACUUGUUCUCAUUACUCUAGUUCAAUUUAUGCACUCUCUCUAAAUGCUAAAUGCCGUAUACACCACAUAUUUUAAAACUGUCAUCUCAGCAUGUAAAUUAACUUAAGACGUUCCUGACAUUUACUAUGACUUUUUUGGUGUAAAAUAAUGUUGCAUUUAGAUACGGAGCUUCAAAUGCAGAGCCCCAAAAUUAGUGUGGAUUUUUUUAUGUUGUAAGAUACUUUGUCUCACUGUGCAUGUAAAAUUAACAUUUUAGGGUAAUAAAAUAUUUUUGGUUAA